This is a messenger RNA of Salvia miltiorrhiza (redroot sage), 867 nucleotides long. RefSeq names its product extensin-like. The transcript has a single exon. The record is from RefSeq and is a predicted model, not a curated record. NCBI's taxonomy places the organism in Eukaryota, Viridiplantae, Streptophyta, Magnoliopsida, Lamiales, Lamiaceae. Bases 1 to 867 code for a protein of 288 amino acids.
AUGAGCCAAAAAGGGGUCUGCACGCCCAGGGGUAGGCCGCCGCCUACCCACGGCGCCCGCCUACCGCGGCGCCCGCCUACACACGGCGCCCGCCUAUGCCAGUUUUACGAAGGGGCAUGUAGGCGGCCGCCUACCUACGGCGCCGCCUGCCCCUGCGCCCGCCUCCACCUAGGCGGCCGCCCACCCCCCAGCCCGGCCCGCCCAGCCCGAACCACACCCUCCCUUAAAACCCUAAUUCACCCUCAAAUUCCCCCCAUCCGCCACCCAACCCUCUCUCCCCCUUACCUUUUCCGCCACCACAACUCUCCCACUCCCGGCGACCGGCGCUUCUUCUCACCGGCGACCGGCGCUGCCCCCUCCCCGGUGCUCUGUGCUCAGCCUCUCACCAUCCUUCCACCACCACCACUCCAGCCACCGCCUCCCAACUCCAGCCACCGCCUCCCAACUCCAGCCACCUCCACCACCGCAACCACCACCUCUCUCCACCACCGCAACUCCAGCAACCUCCACCACCGCAACCACCACCUCUCUCCACCACCGCAACCAGCCACCCCCUAUCUACACCACCGCAUCCAGCCACCGCCACCACUUCACUCGCCGCCAACAACCACCGCAACCUUCUCCAGCCACCGCGACCUCCACCAUCUACCUCCAGCCACCACCCUUCUCCAACCACCGAACCAGCCACCACCUCCGUCAAUCUCCAUUACCGCCAACCACCAACGGCCGCCGCUUACCCAAGGCGCCCGCCUUAUCCACGGCCGCCUCCUACACACGGCGCUCGCCUACCUACGUCCCCUGUUCCUCGCCUUCGCCUGCUACCAUGAGUCGCCGCACCCGUCGUCGUACUGUUGUUUUCGCCGAUGA